Messenger RNA from Caenorhabditis angaria, 2485 nucleotides. The record is from the annotation of a GenBank genome assembly. Lineage: Eukaryota; Metazoa; Nematoda; Chromadorea; Rhabditida; Rhabditidae.
AUGUCGAGCAGAAAAAGAUCACGAAAACAUGAGAGUGAUGAAGAGUUUGAAGAUUUUGAAGACGUCGGAAAGGGCAGUGAUAGUGGGGCAAAAUGGGCGUGCAGCUCGUGCACAUUUCAAAAUCGAUUCGGUGAUUUCACAUGCUCAAUGUGUGGCUCAAGGUUUCUUUUUUCUUCAUUUUAUUCUUAAUUUGAAUUUCAAACAAGUUCUUGAAGACCAGGUGAAAUAACGUGUUUUUUUGCAGCAAAGGAACAUCAACGCGAAAGGCACGAUUAAGUGAAAACGUUGUCGAGAUGCAAAAAACGAUUAAUGAUAUGGUUAUCAAACAAGUCGAGAAAGAGAAAUCAUUGUAAGUUAUCAAUUUUCAAAGAUAAUUAUUAUUUUUUAUUGGGAAAAAACACCUGCGUCAUUAAUUGGAAAAACAUUGACCCCUCAAGUCAGAUAGGGAUCUCUUUUAGUGAAGCUAAAAAGAUGAUAGAAGUUUGAGAAAAAUGUAGCAGAGACUAGAAACAAAUUGUAAAUUGACCCUGUUGGUUCAAUUUUUAGGAUUUUUUGAGCCGGACAUACAAUUAGAGAUAGGACCAUCUUUGAUUUUUAUAAAAAAUCAGCUGAAAUAUGAUAUAUUCUCAAAUUUUUCCGGGUUUCCCAGAAUGAAUCUGAAUAAAUUGGAUUUAUCUCUCCACAUUUCACUAAAUCCUCAAAGAAAUACCAUUUGCAGAACAUCUCGAAAGCGUCGUGAAAAAUCAGUAUCGCUCACUCCAAGUGGGAAUUCUUCAUUUGCCGAGCCAUCCGGCUCUGCGCCAAGAACCCCGGCACCAUCAGACAAAGGAAUCUCACCUGCACCAUCAGAGAUUCCAACAACGCCUUCACCAAGACCUCCAAAAUUGACCAAAAAAGAGAUCAAGAAGGAGGAGGCUCCUCAAAAAGUUGUUGAAAAAAGAGUGUCAAGGUCAAGACCAGAAUCAGUGGCAAGUUCGAUGAAGGAGGAAACGUUAAAACCAGCAACACCGAAAACAGCAAUGCCUAAAGCUCCCACACCAAAAGCAGUGACGCCAAAACCUCCUACACCAAAGCCAGCCACAUCAAAUACUUCGACACCAAAACCUCCCACAGAAAAAGCAGCCACACCAAAGCCAGCAACGCCAAUUGUAUCUACGCCUAUCCCACAAGCACCAUCAACUCCAAUCAAACAAAAAAGAAAAUCAAGAGGAAGAAAAAAGCCCACCAGUUUUGAAAGUUGAAAAUCAGUCGCCUGUAUCAGUUAAAUCAACUCCGGAAAAGAAACCACCAGUAAUUUCACCAACUAUGCCACCACCAAAAAUCACCACACCAUUGAUUCAACAACAGCAACAACUUCAGCAAAAGAUUCUAGCGACUCCACCAUCCCCGAUGCUUCUCCAAGAUCGGCAUUUCAUUCAACAACGUUUGCAAGAACUGCAACAACAACAAGAGCAAAAAAUGUUGGCUCCGCAAUUAAUAGCCGCUGCUCAAAUGGCCGCUCAACAACCAAACCCCAUGCUACUUCAACAACAAUUUGUGGCAGCUCCACCAAUUCAUCCACAUUCAAUGACGUUUCCUGGUAUGAUUCCAACUGCUGGAUUUAUUGCACCCGGAUUCUUCUACGGACAUCCUAUCGCCUCUCAGUAUCCCCAAAUGAAACCAGAAGAUUUACAACGAUUAUUAAUGACCACACCACUUGCUCAAACCAUUCCCGCGCCACAAACACCCUCGCAACCAUCAACUUCUACUGCAAGUCGAGCCACACCACAGAUCUCAAAACCAUCCGCUGAAGCUGGAACACAUGUCAGUCCUGCGACUUCAAGAUUGUCAUCCGAAACAGAUUCUUCUUCGGAUAGUUCCACAGCUAGAAGGUUAGUUUUUUGUGAAUUUGGGAAUUUUUAUUAGAUAUUAGAACUGAAAAUUUCAAGAUCAUAAAAAUUUUGGUAAAAUGGGCGUUUAUGUCAAUAAAUUAGGAUAUUCCUAAUUUUAUAUGUAUUUUAAGAUGUUCGAUGUUAUUAACAUAUUUUUGAAAAAUUCUAAACUGGUUCAGAUUUUGAUUUCAUAUGUAUCAGAACUUCUUUUCUCGGAAGUUUCAGUAAAUUUUCAAACUGCGAAGUUUCGCUUUUCUUUUGUUGCAAAAAUCAUUUCUUUUGAACUUCCAAACUGGAUCUCUGAAUUUUCAAAGCUUUUCCUCGGACCAGACACCUUUCAAAAUUAAUCUCUCUUCCUGCCUAGUCUACAGCUAAAACUUUAAAAUGCAUGAAAAACAUGCCCUUUUGAAGUCAACUCCAAAUAUCAUAUGUAUCUAUUUUGCAGCAUUGAACCACCAUCUGAAGAAGUUCAACAACCAGUUGUAGCCCGAAUUCCAGACAAUUUGAUAUUCCGAGACAUGGCUAGAAAAAUUACAGUAGUUGCAAAUGGUAUACCAGCGGUAUUUUUUGAGUAUCAACGAAGACCUCAAAAUCAACAGAAUGGAAAAAUGUAA